AUGAAAAUAUUAUUAAUUAUAUAUAUUAUUUUAUAUUUAAUAAAUUUUAUUUAUAGUUUACCAAAUAAUUUUAAUAUUAUCGGACCAUUUCCAAUCGGUGAAAGAGAAGAAGGUCUUGACUCAUUAGAGGCUUAUGGAGGUAUAUUUAAUAUAUUGGUUGGGGAUAAUACUAAAUAUCCAUCAGAAUUAGGUACCAAUGGUGUUGUAGGUUGGAAUAAAGCAUCUAGUGAAACUAGUGGCAGUUUAUCAGUCGAUUGGAGUGAGUAUGUUGAUUGGAGCUUUUUACAAUCAGUUUGGGGUUGGUCAAUAUGGUUGUGGUAUGGAUGGGCAGUUGGUAGCUUCAAUGUUGAUACCAGUGGCACUUUUUUAAUAUCAUGUACUGGUACAAGAACUUUUUUCAUUCAAAAUGGAAAUAAUAAGGGCCAAAUUCAAGAGUUUUCAGGGGACUAUUAUGGAUAUGGAGUUGGUCAACAAGUAGUUCAGCUGGAACAAUCUACAACUUAUAAUUUAUUUGUAAGAAUGAGCAGUAGUGUACGUUUAAAUCAAUCUCCAAAUUCCCAGUUUUCAUGUUCACUUCAACAAGUUACCGAUCAAAUUACAAUUUUACAAUCUGAAAAUCUAGUGCCAGAUUUAGUUAACGGUCAAUUAGUUAGUCCAUAUUCUUCAAUUUCAGUAAUUAAUAGUGGCUUAACAACAAUUCAAUCUAUAGGUGUUUCUGUCCCAAUGGACCAGCCUUGGAUAAAAGCAAAUUUUUUGCGUGAAUCAAAUUUAAAUGUAUUACCAGGUCAAAAAAUAUCUCUACCAAUUGCAUUAUCUUUAUCUCAAGAAGCAAGUACUUUCAGUUGUCCAUUUCAAGCAGUUUUAAAUAUAGAAUCUGGUGAACAAGUUUUAAUAACAACAAAUAUAACAUUUAAUUGUACAAACUGGGGUAAUCCGUUUUUAUAUACCUUUUUAGAUUUUGACUCAACUGUCCAAUAUGCAAUUGCAACUCCACCAACAACAUCUUGUAGUGAAAGCAAUGGUACUUUAUGUGGUGUAAUGCUUGCAACUCAUGGUGCCGGUGUCGAAGCUUCUUCACCAUUUUGGAUGAAUGCAAUUCCAGCUCAAGAAAAUCUUUGGAUUAUAUAUCCAACUGGCCGUAGAUCUUGGGGAUAUGACUGGGAGUCAUCAUCUAGAUUAAAUGUUAUAAAUUCAAUUCAAUACUUGUCAAAUAAUUUACCAGGUGUACCUUCUUCACUUAAAUCGCAGUAUCAAGUAGACUCUGAAAAAAUAUUGUUUGUAGGACAUAGUAUGGGUGGUCAUGGUUGUGUUAGUUUAAUUUCUAGAUUUGGUGAUUUAGCUAUAGGUGCAGCAUGUGCAGCAGGUUUUGUAAAAUUACAAUUUUAUGUAUUUUAUAAUACUCGACCAGGUUUUUCUUAUAUCGACCCUUCCUUGCAUGGCAUUUUAAUGGCAUCAAUAGCAGAGAAUGAUAAUGACCUUUAUACUUCGAAUUUGGUGGGAUUACCAUUGAUGGUUAGGUAUGGCCAAAACGAUUCAAAUGUUAAUCCAUGGCACUCAAGAAGAAUUGCACGUAUGGUAGCAGAGCAAAGUCAAAAUGAAAAUGCAGUAAUUAUUAGCGAGGUCCCAAAUGAAAAUCAUUGGUUUGAUGGAAUUUUAAAUGAUCAAUACAUGUUAAAUUAUUAUAACCAAAUUUCAAACACCUAUAGAUAUAGUCAUCCAUCAAUACCCAAAGUUAUAACAAUUACUACCCAUAAUCCAGCCUCAUCAGGUUCUCGUGCAAAUAUUCAAAUACUUCAAACUUUAAACCCCUCACGUAGUGCUAAAAUCCAGAUUGUGCAAACUACAAACUCUAAUGGACAGUUGGUUUGGGUAGUUAGCACACAAAAUGUUCGUAGAUUUGGUAUUCAAGAAACACCAGUUCGUCCAGAAGGUUUACCAGUUCAAAUGGUUAUUGAUAACCAAAAAUUUGAAACCCAAUUUCUUCCUUCAAAUCAUUACGCUAGAUUAGAUAAAUGGUUACCAGAUUGGAAUGUAACCACCGACCAAACCUGGAUCCAAUACGAAAAAUCACCAUUAACCUAUGGCCCAAUACGACAAAUAUUUGAAAAGAAAUUUACAAUUAUUUAUGGAACAAAUACAACCUCAUCAAGUACCCAACAAUUAUUUGAAUGGGCAUCAGUUUAUAUCUCAAAUUUCUAUAAUACAUAUGGUCGUGGUUCACCAAAAAUUAUUGCAGAUGUAGAUUUUAUACCCCCAAGUCAAUGCUCUUCAAAUGAUAAUUAUAUUUUAAUAGGUAAUACAUUCCAAAAUUUAGUAGCCAGUAAAUAUCAAUCACAAUUACCAGUAAUGUUUAAUGAGGAUAAUUCUUUCUCAAUUGGUCCAUCACCAAUCUAUUCAUCAAACGGUAUUGGUGUAUCAUUUAUAGCACCAAACCAAUGUGGUCAAGGUUUAUUACUUGUAGUUGCUGGUGUAGAUGACAUAGGUUUUAAUAAAGCAUUACAUGCUGUCCCUCAAAGAAGUGGUGUUUUAGCUCCAGAUUUUAUUAUAGUUGGCAAUGAAUAUGGUUGGAAAGGUGUUGGUGGUAUUAUUUCAGCAGGAUUCUUUUCACCAAGUUGGGAUGUAGAAACCGAUUCCAGUUAUUUUGGUUUAUCACCAUUUUAA
Dictyostelium purpureum is the source of this 2661-nucleotide messenger RNA. RefSeq lists its product as uncharacterized. NCBI's taxonomy places the organism in Eukaryota, Evosea, Eumycetozoa, Dictyosteliales, Dictyosteliaceae. The record is from RefSeq and is a predicted model, not a curated record. Gene Ontology annotation, molecular function: serine-type peptidase activity. Gene Ontology annotation, biological process: proteolysis. The transcript has 3 exons. The coding region runs from base 1 to 2661 and encodes 886 amino acids.